Monoraphidium neglectum is the source of this 696-nucleotide messenger RNA. RefSeq lists its product as hypothetical. Lineage: Eukaryota; Viridiplantae; Chlorophyta; Chlorophyceae; Sphaeropleales; Selenastraceae. Bases 1 to 696 code for a protein of 231 amino acids. The transcript has 5 exons. Gene Ontology annotation, cellular component: NatC complex. Gene Ontology annotation, molecular function: protein-N-terminal amino-acid acetyltransferase activity. Gene Ontology annotation, biological process: N-terminal peptidyl-methionine acetylation. The record is from RefSeq and is a predicted model, not a curated record.
AUGGCUGUCGCCGUUGCUCCGCCGGAAGCGGAGGCCUCGCCGGCUGCCAGCGCGCGCGGCGGCAAUGCAGCAUCGACGGCACACAGCGGCGACGACACACCCAGCUCAUCUGGCAUCUCGUAUAGACAGUAUCGCGAUGAGUCUGACCUGGCGGCAGUUAUGGACCUCAUUGACAACGACCUGUCAGAGCCGUACUCCAUAUUCACAUACAGAUACUUCCUGGCAUCGUGGCCGCAGCUGUGCUUCCUCGCGCACGACAACUCCAGCGGGCAGCCGUGCGGCGUGGUGGUGUGCAAGAUGGACGUUCACAGGGGCAAGCAGCUGCGGGGGUACCUGGCGAUGCUGGUGGUGGACAAGCGCUUCAGGGGCAAGGGCAUGGGAUCCGCGCUGGCGCGCAUGGCCAUCAAGGCGAUGAUCGAGGGGGGUGCAGAGGAGGUGGCUCUGGAGGCGGAGGUCACCAACACGGGCGCGCUGGCGCUGUACCGCGCGCUGGGGUUCAUCAGGGACAAGCGGCUGCACAGGUACUACCUGAGUGGCAACGACGCCUUCCGCCUCAAGCUGCAGCUGCCGCUCACGCCGCUGGCGUUUGAGCGUCGCAAGAAGGAGAAGGACGCGAUCUUGGGGUUCCCUGAAGAGAUGGAGCCUGCUGACUCAGCAGUAGCGGAAGGCGCGGCUCACGAGGCUGAGAUCGCAUGA